Molecule: messenger RNA, 2040 nt
Organism: Brugia malayi
Lineage: Eukaryota; Metazoa; Nematoda; Chromadorea; Rhabditida; Onchocercidae
Gene: Bma-vacl-14
Product: SD04925p, putative
Exons: 15
Coding region: 1-2040 (679 amino acids)
Biological process (GO): positive regulation of kinase activity; phosphatidylinositol biosynthetic process
Cellular component (GO): PAS complex; endosome membrane
Molecular function (GO): protein binding
Source: RefSeq, a predicted model, not a curated record
AUGGUUGAUGCACAGUAUGCACCACUUACUGCGACUUUGGUGAGAACGCUUACUGAUAAACUGUACGAGAAGAGGAAAGCUGCUGCGCUUGAUAUAGAGAAACAAGUGCGGGAUUUGCUGCAAGCAAACCAUUUGGCAGAGCUGAAGAAGUUGCUCACUGUACUAAAGGGAUUGACAGCAGCACAAAAUGCGCAUGCACGAAAGGGUGGUCUAAUUGGUCUAGCAGCUGCGGCAAUUGCUUUGGGAAAGAACACUGCUGAUUAUACUUCGCAGUUGAUCGAACCAGUUCUGACUUGUUUUAGUGAUCCCGACUCCCGAGUACGAUACUAUGCUUGUGAAUCAUUGUACAAUAUUGUGAAAAUAUGUCGUUCAUCUGCGUUAUCUCAUUUUGACGAACUUUUUGACACUCUUUGGCGAUUGUCUGCUGAUACAGACUUAAAUGUGCGCAGCGGAGCAGAAUUAUUGGAUCGGCUGCUAAAGGAUAUUGUACUUGCCACAAAUUCAUUCGAGAUCUCGAUUUUAAUGUCAUUGGUCCGUGAUAGAAUAUAUUCUCAAAAUAGCUCAAAUCGAAGAUUUGUUGUCUCUUGGCUAUCAGCUGUAUUGACAGCACCAGAACUUUCCAUUUCUGUGUAUCUUCCCGAAGUUCUGGAUGGCUUAUUCCAAAUGCUGGGCGAUAGUCAGCCGGGAGUCCGAGAUGCCACGGAAGCAGUUCUUGGGCAGUUUCUUGAACGAUUGCACGAGCAGAAGGAUGGUGACAGGGCUGAACUAAGUGACAUGAUCAAUGUCCUCAUAGUCCAUGCUUGUGCUGAAGAAAGUGCUCUCACUCGGAUGAUUGCUCUUAUUUGGCUGAAUUGUUUUUUGAAAAUGCAUUCUGCUGGCCUCCUUCAGUAUCUUUCAUCUUUUUUGACAGCCGUGCUUCCAUGUUUAAAUGAUUCACAGCUUAAAGCUAAAGAAAUCAAUACACAUUUAAUGGAACUGCUAUCAGAGAAUGCCGAUAUCGAGUAUGAUGCUGUUAUUAAAGUACUUUUAAAGCAUAUCAAACACGAAUUUCGGGAUACAAGGAUGGCUGUCUUGAAUUGGAUUAGUAGAAUGCACGUUACUGCACCCGCAAAAUUGUUUUCGUACAUGGACCGUGUAUUCCCAGUACUGCUUUCUCUACUAUCCGAUACAUGUGAUGAUGUGUUAUUGCUGGAUUUGCAAUUACUUUCCGAUAUAUGCGAAGGCAAAAAUACUAGUGGUGUUGAGCUUCAGGAGCUUAAUCUUAACGAAAAUAUCUUGAAACAGCUUUCAGGCAUAUCGCCAUAUUUAGUGAAAUUCACAUCAAGCUUAUUAGCAAUGUUUCGAAGUGAUAAGGCCUUGCUCAAUGAUAGAGGUGUCUUGAUCGUCAGGCAGUUAUGUAUUCUACUCGGAUCCGGAUCCAUCUAUCGCUGUUUGUCAGUUCUUUUACUAAAUGAUAGUGAUACGGGAUUCAUAUCUCAAAUGGUUGCUUUACUAAAUGGGAUACUGCUCACUUCUAGUGAGCUAUUCGAGUUAAGGAAGCAAUUAAGAACACUGGAAUCUGAAACUUGCAUAAAUCUCUUCGAAUCUUUAUAUCGUACAUGGGCUUUCCAACCUAUCGCAUUACUUGGCUUGUGUGUGUUAUCGCAAAACUACGAACAUGCAAGUAUACUGGUACGGCAUCUAUGGAAAGUCGAUGUUACGGUUGAUGUGCUUAUUGAAAUUGAUCGACUUGUACAGCUUAUCGAAAGUCCCAUACUUUCAUAUGUACGGCUCGAUUUAUUGGAUGCUAGACACCAACGACCUCUUACAGCCGUUCUUUCAGCUCUUCUAAUGAUAUUGCCUCAAACCGAUGCUUUCAAUACAUUACAUAAGCGCAUACAGUGCAUUCCAUCUAUCGUUGUUCAUGAGGAAAACGAACAAAAUCAGUUGGAUGCAAAAGUGGAUUUUAAACCUUUGUUGCAACAUUUCUUGAGGAUCCUUGAAGAACAACAGGAAGUUCUUAGAAGGAAACAUCGACAAAUGCUGAGUUCAAUUGAGUAA